Molecule: messenger RNA, 2067 nt
Organism: Pestalotiopsis fici W106-1
Lineage: Eukaryota; Fungi; Ascomycota; Sordariomycetes; Amphisphaeriales; Sporocadaceae
Exons: 7
Coding region: 1-2067 (688 amino acids)
Biological process (GO): DNA-templated transcription
Molecular function (GO): zinc ion binding; DNA binding
Source: RefSeq, a predicted model, not a curated record
AUGUCCUCUAAUGCCGAGGUCAAUGUCAAUGCACUCGAUCGCGACCUAUCCUCUACAGCUGUGACAGGGAGCGAUGGAUCUCGACGCAAGCGAAACAUUCCUCCGGUUCGCGGGUCACGGCGCGCCGAACCGCCGCCGCCAACCGCUAUAAACCACGGGCAAUCGGUCCAGCAGCCUUCACCCAGGAGCAUGGACCACAUGGCCGCUGAUCCUUCGGUUGGGACUCCCAGUGGGCCAUCUUUAGCUUCGAGAAGCAUCCGGGCAAACAAUGACGAAGCCAACGUGAACUCUCCGGGCCUUUCCCAUGGCUACUCAUUGUAUGAAGACUCGAUCAAGCCUGAUGUGAUUGAGGGGCUUGUCGAGGUUUUUCAUCACACUAUAUAUCCCAUACGACCAUACUUCCACUGGCCUACAUUUCAGUCUCAGAUCCGUCAACAACUCUACCGCUCUGAUUGGGGGAUAUUUGUUGUUACCAUGGCUGUCUGCGCCCUGACGGCGGGACGUCUAUACAGCGGCGUGCCUGGCCCCUCACAUCUCGACCAUGUCCGCUCCAGGGUUGACGCCUUGUCAUCCGAAUGCUAUGCGGCAGCGGUCAAAGCUCUGCCGAGGGACAUGGCCACUGCUACCGACUAUUGCCAGGCGAUGAGGGCGAAUGCCAUACUGGCGUCUGUUUGUCUUCAAAAUGGCCAGCUCAAAUCAACUAUUGCCCAUCUUGGUGACUACACUACUCUCUCGAUUAUGCAUGGCUUUUAUGCAGAAGCCAAUUGGCCAGCGGGACUGACAGAGAUCGAAAAGCAAGAGCGACGUAGGCUGUUCUGGGGCGUGUAUCAGCAGGACCAAUAUCUAGCAACUAAUUUCGGCCUGCCAUCUCGGCAACGCGAAGCAAAGACGACUGUAUUAUAUCCAGCUGAGGUAUUUGAUGACGAGGACAUCUCUGCAACAUUUGUUCGAUUGAGGCCAGAUCGCGUCUCGUUUCUUCGAGGCUGGAAUUAUUGUACAGACCUGUAUCGGCUUUAUGAAAACAUGGACACGCAGUUAAGAGCAUGGCAGCAGGUUCCAGAGGAAGAGCCCAGAGGGACUUUGAACUCGUUUCUUGCCCGUGUCCGGCCUACGCAUCACUUUGCAUCUGAUAUACUCCACCUAAUCACCACGUUGCACAGGGACUUGCCGCAGGAACUUCGGACAGUCAAGGCCAUGACUGGAAAUCCACAAAAGGAUCGAUGCGGCUUUGUUGCCGUCAAUAUUCUCCUCACCACGAACAAUCUCAAGAUGCUUCUUGUUGGAGCUGAGAAUCCCAACGUACAUUUACGUUGCGCUAUAGCAAGCGAGUUGUUAGAUGAACUUGGAGCUGUCCCCGUCGGCUUUUUCAAUGCAUCUAGUACUGGUUCAUUGCACCACUUGGCACACAUCGGCCAUGUUCUUGGAAGCGCCAUCCAAGCCCCUCUAUCCGCGUGGUCAUAUUUGCAAGUCAGAAAUAUCCUCCUGAUUCUAGCCGACUUUCUGGAAAAGAUUGAAAAGUCUCGUGCUGUCACUCCUAGCCUUGGCGCCAAGCUCCGCGUCCAGAUCAGUCGCAUCGAUCAAUGCAUGCAGCAGACUCGUCAGCGAAAUCCCGAAUCAGAUCUCGUACCCAUGGGCCAGAGCUUGCUAAUGGGCUCGCCAACCAACAACUCCUCGGGAUCUCUGGCCCACUCAAAUGAUCAACAGCUGUCUCCUCCUCCUACUACUACUCUCGCACCUAGCAAUCAAAUCCCCACACUCCCGCCCAGCAUUUCACGCCUAAACCGCUUACUAGGCGUUGGAGAUCAGACGGAUUCAUCACAACAACAGCAAAGCAUGUCUACACUUAUUGGAGGCUCCACUGUCGCCCAAGGCUUUGGGUUUGACAGCACAUUUGAAAUGCCACAUUCAAAUGAAAUACAAAAUCCCGGAUCCAACCUUGUAUUUCCGUCUCUUUCAACGUCGUCUCUUCCCACCGACUUUUUCGAUGGGUGGCCCAUUUUGUCAGGGCAGAAUGAUGGUUUCGAUCCUCUCAACCCAUUUGUAUCUAUAGGUAGCACUCGCGGUUGA